Messenger RNA from Prosopis cineraria, 1176 nucleotides. Its product is annotated as PI-PLC X domain-containing protein At5g67130-like. Bases 1 to 1176 code for a protein of 391 amino acids. Lineage: Eukaryota; Viridiplantae; Streptophyta; Magnoliopsida; Fabales; Fabaceae. Gene Ontology annotation, molecular function: phosphoric diester hydrolase activity. The transcript is spliced from 8 exons. Gene Ontology annotation, biological process: lipid metabolic process. The record is from RefSeq and is a predicted model, not a curated record.
AUGGCUUUACUGCUACCUUUUGUCAUUGCUUCAAUCUUCCUCAUCUCUUCAUCUUCUGCUUCUUCUGUUCCUGAUCAUAAUAAGAAUCUCAAUAAGUUUCAGGUUCUUGAAAAAUGCUCAAGCAGAAGACACUGUGGAGUGGGGCAGUUCUGCAGUUCUUGUCCUAUAAAGUUUGAGGGAUCAAGAUGUGUGAGAUCAACAACUUCAAACCCAUUUAAUCUUUUGAAUGAUUCUCUUCCAUUCAACAGAUAUGCAUAUUUGACAACACACAACUCAUUUGCAAUUCAAAAAGAAGGGCCAAAAGAAAACCAAACCCUAAACACUACAGAGCUUCCAAGAGUUACCUUCUCAAAUCAAGAAGAUAGUAUAACACAGCAGUUACAUAAUGGAGUUCGAGCUCUUAUGUUGGACACUUAUGACUACAAAGGAGACGUUUGGUUGUGCCAUUCCUUCUUGGGAAAAUGUAAUCCGUUUACUGCAUUUGAACCUUUGAUAAAUGCUUUAAAGGAAGUAGAAGUGUUUCUUGCAGGGAAUCCAUCAGAAAUUUUGACAAUAAUAUUGGAAGAUCAUGUGGAGUUACCAUGUGGGUUAACCAAAGUAUUCAAGGCUUCAGGUUUGAUGAAGUACUGGUUUCCUCUCGCAAGCAUGCCUCAAGAUGGCCAAGAUUGGCCUUUAGUCAAGCACAUGCUUGCUAAAAACCAUAGGCUCAUAGUCUUCACUUCUCAGAAACACAAGCAAGAAAGUGAAGGCAUAGCUUACCAAUGGAACUUCAUGGUUGAAAAUCAGUAUGGACGCAGGGGGAUGGUUAAAGGGAAAUGCCCAAAACGGGAAGAGUCAGCAGAACUGAAUGACAAAAGCAUAUCAUUGGUUUUGGUGAAUCACUUCAGAACCAUUCCAAUCAAACUAACUGCUUGUAAAGAUAAUUCACAAGAUCUCAUCCACAUGCUUUCUUCUUGUUAUGUUGAAGCUGGUAAUCGCUGGGCCAAUUUUGUUGCUGUUGACUUUUACAAGAGAAGUGAAGGAGGAGGAUCAUUUCAAGCUGUGGAUAUGUUGAAUGGGAGGCUCUUAUGUGGAUGUCAUGAUCUCCAUGCCUGUUUGCAUGGAUCAUCAUGUAGACGAAGAAUGUUUCUGCAAAUCCCAUUUGAAAAAUUCGUUGGGCUAGAUAAACCCAACUAA